Messenger RNA from Pseudomyrmex gracilis, 634 nucleotides. RefSeq names its product ribosomal protein 63, mitochondrial. The coding region runs from base 147 to 464 and encodes 105 amino acids. Gene Ontology annotation, cellular component: mitochondrial ribosome. Gene Ontology annotation, biological process: mitochondrial translation. Lineage: Eukaryota; Metazoa; Arthropoda; Insecta; Hymenoptera; Formicidae. Gene Ontology annotation, molecular function: structural constituent of ribosome. The transcript is spliced from 2 exons. The record is from RefSeq and is a predicted model, not a curated record.
UGGCCAAUCACAGGCGAGCUCACAGCGAGUACCGCAUAACCAAAAAAUUGCAAUUCGACUUCUCUCUGAUUGUUUCCACAAUUAAAAUUGAAAAUAUUGAUACGUUAAUCCGAUUCGCGUGAUAGAAUUUUCAAUUUACGCGCACAAUGCAACUUACGCAAAUUUUGUGCAGGUUUACUAACAAACUGCCGUAUAGGUUUAGAGGAAAAUAUCGCAUAGUUAAGAAACCGUCGAUGAAGGACUUGCUUCAGAUGAGACAGGAUUUCGAGAGAGAAGAGAAAAACAUGCUGAUACUGCGACAUCCUUAUCUUACAAUUGAACAAGAAAAAAGUCACAUGUCCCAUGUCAACAGAAAAUCAAAUUUUUUGGAGUUAAAGUACAACGAAAGGAACGAGAAAUUUGAGAAACAAUAUACCAUCGCCGAACAACUUCGUCACUUGAGAAUUACGGAAGGGUGGGAUUAAGACGUGGGUUCCAAUGUAUGCGGUACGAAAUGUUAGUUAAAUAUGAGGAUAUUAUUUGUUUUUUUUUUUUUUUUCUAUCUACAAACGUGUAUGUCUCAUCGAUCGUGUUCGUUACAGAAUGUUUUGAGUGCGUUACAGAAUAUUUCAAAUAUAGAAGAAACAUCAUCUUA